AUGGUACUCCCACGCAAGUUGGUCGGUCAGUGUUGUUUACUGCUGCAGAAGAAGCAAACAGCGGCAAGCUAUAUGGCAAAUGCAGGGAAAGUAGGAAGCGAGGAGAAGUGGGCGCAGGCCGCUAUGGAGUAUUUGCACGAAAAGCGUCACUGCAAUGAUAGCCGUAAACGGCAGCACGAUGUGGAUAAUGAGCGACGCAUGGCGUUUGCCUUUGAUCGUUACUGCUCUGUAAAUGAGAAAAUUUUCACAGAGCGACUUUCCCGCUUAUCGGACCGCAUGACUGAGGCGCUAGAGACAAUAAAGCAACUGGGCAUGGACCAUGCACUUGAAGAGGCAUUGAUGUUGUCGUCGGAGCAGCCCCCUUUGAACUUUCGCCGUCCAACCCUCACACCACCAGUUGCUGGAUAUGAGCCUGGAUUUGGACUUGACGUCCCUCAACUCCGCUCGAGGCAAGCGGAGUAUCCACCGGUAGGGAGACCAACCGAUGCCAUGGAGUUUGGGGAAGAAAAGGAUCCGUCGUUUCCCCUCGUUGAGUCGUUCCGUGUAGAGGACCUCACUACGCAGUGCUUAAAUGAAUUAGAGGAAAGGCAUGGUGAGAUACGGGAGGCAGCACCAACAACAGGUGUGGAAGGUGAGGCAUGGGAAGCAUAUGUGGCGUUGCAAAAGAAAGCGUUAGCGCGGCAACAGCUUAUAUUUGAACUUUGCAACGAUGGGGAAUUGCGGGAACGGUAUGAUUCGGACGUUGCGUUCCGGCAGCGGGUGUGGGAGGAGAGAGGCAUGCUCCCGCUUGAGAUUGAGCGGGAACGGCUGCAUGAGGAGCCACGGCACUAUGCCCAGGAGCCGGCCUAUCACCCCUUUAGGAAGAUGUAG
Molecule: messenger RNA, 870 nt
Organism: Trypanosoma brucei brucei TREU927
Lineage: Eukaryota; Euglenozoa; Kinetoplastea; Trypanosomatida; Trypanosomatidae
Exons: 1
Coding region: 1-870 (289 amino acids)
Source: RefSeq, a predicted model, not a curated record